Molecule: messenger RNA, 204 nt
Organism: Penicillium riverlandense
Lineage: Eukaryota; Fungi; Ascomycota; Eurotiomycetes; Eurotiales; Aspergillaceae
Exons: 2
Coding region: 1-204 (67 amino acids)
Source: RefSeq, a predicted model, not a curated record
AUGGCCGCAUCUGGUAAUCCCCGCAUCUCCGCAUUUGGCAUUUGUCGGAGCGGCCAAGAGCAGCGCCAGAGUGGUGACCGCAUAUCUGGCGUUGCCGGAUUCAGCAAUCCCGUCCCCGCAUCGACGCAUUUGGAUUCGUCGGGACGGCUCCUGAACGGCGCCAAAGUCAAUGACCACAUGUACUCGGAGGUAGCCGAGAAUUAA